Mus pahari (shrew mouse) is the source of this 1741-nucleotide messenger RNA. It is a transcript of the gene Htr6, whose product is annotated as 5-hydroxytryptamine receptor 6. Gene Ontology annotation, molecular function: G protein-coupled serotonin receptor activity; neurotransmitter receptor activity. NCBI's taxonomy places the organism in Eukaryota, Metazoa, Chordata, Mammalia, Rodentia, Muridae. The transcript has 3 exons. The coding region runs from base 331 to 1653 and encodes 440 amino acids. Gene Ontology annotation, biological process: chemical synaptic transmission; G protein-coupled receptor signaling pathway, coupled to cyclic nucleotide second messenger. Gene Ontology annotation, cellular component: dendrite; membrane. The record is from RefSeq and is a predicted model, not a curated record.
CCAGGAGCCCCACACCCAUCUUAAGGCAUCCCCGGUGGCUCCAUUCCAUUCCAGGGCUCUCAUCCAGCCCCAACCCAACUUUCAUGGACUCAGCACAUCGGUACCCCUCCCCAAACUUCUUACCCGAGUACUCCAGGUGGCCCCGCCAUAGGAGGCGCCCCUACAGUCCCUCCCCGACCUCUUGUAAUCGUUGCUCGGUGACCUAAGAACCCCGUUUUGCCACCUACUCCUCUGAGGUGCAGUUUUUGCCCAGCUUGCUUUUCUCUUCCUUUGGCUUCACCCUGUAUCCGCAUUCACCAUAUCCCGUCCUGGUCCUCAACCCCAGUCCCCAUGGUUCCAGAGCUCGGCCCUGUCAACAGUAGCACCCCAGCCUGGGGCCCCGGGCCACCGCCAGCCCCAGGGGGCAGUGGCUGGGUGGCCGCCGCGCUGUGCGUGGUCAUCGUGCUGACAGCAGCCGCCAAUUCGCUGCUGAUCGCGCUCAUCUGCACGCAGCCCGCGCUGCGCAACACGUCUAACUUCUUCCUGGUGUCGCUCUUCACGUCGGACCUGAUGGUGGGAUUGGUGGUGAUGCCCCCAGCUAUGCUGAACGCGCUGUAUGGGCGCUGGGUGCUAGCUCGCGGCCUCUGUCUGCUUUGGACUGCCUUCGACGUGAUGUGCUGCAGCGCCUCCAUUCUCAACCUCUGCCUCAUCAGCCUGGACCGCUACCUGCUCAUCCUCUCACCGCUGCGCUACAAGCUGCGCAUGACAGCCCCGCGUGCCCUGGCGCUCAUCCUGGGUGCCUGGAGCCUCGCCGCGCUGGCCUCCUUCCUGCCCCUCUUGCUGGGCUGGCAUGAACUGGGCAAAGCUCGAACACCUGCCCCGGGCCAGUGCCGCCUAUUGGCCAGCCUGCCUUAUGUCCUCGUGGCGUCCGGCGUCACCUUUUUCCUGCCUUCGGGUGCCAUCUGCUUCACCUACUGCAGGAUCCUGCUGGCUGCCCGCAAGCAGGCGGUGCAAGUAGCCUCGCUCACCACGGGCACGGCUACGGCUGGCCAGGCCUUGGAAACCUUGCAGGUGCCCAGGACACCACGCCCAGGGAUGGAGUCCGCGGACAGUAGGCGCCUGACCACCAAGCAUAGCAGGAAGGCCUUGAAGGCCAGCCUGACCCUGGGCAUCCUGCUGAGCAUGUUCUUUGUCACCUGGCUGCCCUUCUUUGUGGCCAGCAUAGCUCAGGCUGUGUGUGACUGCAUCUCUCCAGGCCUCUUCGAUGUCCUCACGUGGCUGGGGUACUGUAACAGCACCAUGAACCCUAUCAUCUAUCCGCUCUUCAUGCGGGACUUCAAGAGGGCCCUGGGCAGGUUCGUGCCGUGCAUCCACUGUCUCCCGGAGCACCGGGCCAGCCCCGCCUCCCCCUCCAUGUGGACCUCUCACAGUGGUGCCAGACCAGGCCUCAGCCUGCAGCAGGUGCUGCCCUUGCCUCUGCCGCCCAACUCAGAUUCGGACUCAGCUUCAGGGGGCACCUCGGGCCUGCAGCUCACAGCCCAGCUCCUGCUGCCCGGAGAGGCGACCCGGGACCCCCCGCCACCCACCAGGGCCACCACUGUGGUCAACUUCUUCGUCACAGACCCCGUGGAGCCCGAGAUACGGCAGCAUCCACUUGGUUCCCCCAUGAACUGACCAGGUCAAGAGCUGGCCAGCGGAGGCCAUGUUCCCAGAGGUCUCAGCCCGUUCUCCCUCAGAGCGGGAGGUCUCCUGAGAGCAUGCU